Messenger RNA from Bipolaris oryzae ATCC 44560, 1305 nucleotides. RefSeq lists its product as uncharacterized. Bases 1 to 1305 code for a protein of 434 amino acids. The transcript has 3 exons. Lineage: Eukaryota; Fungi; Ascomycota; Dothideomycetes; Pleosporales; Pleosporaceae. The record is from RefSeq and is a predicted model, not a curated record.
AUGACUACCCCUCGCCAGCCUAAAUCGGAAUUUUCUAGCAACCUUGGAACUCCUCCGUCAUUCCUCAAGCAGUUACUCAAUGAGAUUGGUGGCGUUAGUACUCCGACAGCUUCGGUCAAUGACAAGAUGUUGCGAAGCAGUUCAAGAGCGGACACCACUGGAGAUGCAGAGAAGCGCGUGCCUUCCAUCUGGGUUGGCGGUGCGUCCGCUGCCAGAGACGCCCGUGAGAAACUUCGAGCAGCCGACGAAGCACGUUCGAAGAAGAGGAACAUAUCCAAGGCUGAAGGCAUACCCCCAAGCUCGAGUUUGCCUCAGCAUGCAAGUUCCCCGUCGAGUCAACCGUCAGUGCCCUCGUCUGGAGAUUACUACACAGUGAGCAACCGUCAUAACGAAACUGGUGGCAUUACGAAAGUCAAGCAAAACACAAUUUUAAGUGACAACUAUAUCUUGAGCGCAGAUGUCUUGCCCUCAUCACAGCCGCGACUCAAUCUACAAAAGUUAAAGAUUCCACUGCCAACAGUACCCAACGAACCUACCCAAUCAAGCUCGCCACUGAUGUCCUGCGGAUCUGACCAGUCGUCAAAUACAUCCUCCAGCGAAGCUCCAACUUCUGCAUUGACUGAGUCCUCCAGCAACGCAGCAACGGCAUGGUCUCAUUUUGAGGGUAGAAGUAAGGCUUCCCGCAAGAGAGGACGUAGUCUUGAUGGCACAGAAGACCAACUGCUUUUGAAAAGGAUGCGUCCCUUGACAUCGCUCCAAACACGAAAUUCGGCGACCACUUCAAACAACGAGCCACAUCUCCCCACUUCUCACAAAAGUUCUCCUGGUAAAUACAAACUUUUGAUUCCCGGACUAAAGUUUACGGAAAGGUCAUUGGCUGGUGCGGUGGUCAGCACACCCAUUGAGCGCCUCACGGAUGACUCGAAUAUUGAAUCCAGCAUCGCCAUCCAGAGUCCAGAGCCUAGCAUAAUACCGCAGCCGACAACCCCUGUGAAGCUCUCGACAUGGAAAUGCACUUCUGCAACUCCAGAGCCCCCAGAAACCCCAAGCUUCGCAAGGACCCUGCACCUUUUUGACACGAGCGUGUCCAUGUACAAGGAUGGCAACGGCGAUGAAUGGAUGCACGACAUCUCUAUUUUUAAAUCCACGCAUGGUGAUGAAUGGGUGCAUAACUCGUUGUGCAAGCAUUGCUUUUCCCGCAGUGGCAAGUUCAGUAGGAUAAUGACGUACGGUUAUGAGACGUGCGGGCGUGAGGAAUGUCUGGAGGAUUAUUACUGGGAGUCUGCGGUUAGUCCGAAUUGCUAG